Molecule: messenger RNA, 3054 nt
Organism: Misgurnus anguillicaudatus (oriental weatherfish)
Lineage: Eukaryota; Metazoa; Chordata; Actinopteri; Cypriniformes; Cobitidae
Source: RefSeq, a predicted model, not a curated record
ACCAUGGUUUUACUACACUAACCAUUGUUUUUUUGGUUUUAACUGUAGUAAAACCAUGGUUAAUUUUCGUAAGGGUGAAUGAAACAGAGACAGUUUAAACGUGAAUGUGUGUGCAUUAUAGUUUCAGUUUGCACGUAGCACUCAGCUAAUCAGAUUCGAGAACCACAAGAAACUGUUGUAUAAACUUUAUUAUUUGGUAUAAGUCUUGCCAGUUGCCAACUGUCAGGUGAUUUUUUUGUGACUGGCAUACACUUUAAGGACAAAAGGAAUGUGACAGCCCCUUCUAAUGAAGAGGAUUGACUACUUUAGUCAUUUCUGUGAAGGCAAAUCUUAAUGCUACAGUAUAUGAGAGUUUUGUGUUUCUAAUUUUAUGGAUUUUAUAAUUUCAAUAGUAUGGGCAGGACCCUUAUCUAUUUCAACAUGAUUAUGCCCAUGUGCACAAAGAAAGGUUAAAAAAAUUAAUGAUUAAAAACUUCACUGGUUUGCAUAUAAAGUCAACUAAACCAAGCUAAACAACUUUGGUAUGACAAACAUUCACCACCCAAACCCCCAUACAGUCAUUCCAGGGUAAAAUAAAGGCCGUAACAAAGAUUUUUUUUUAUAUGGUACUGCAUGGUAUAGCAUUACAUUUUAGUGGAAUAGAUAAUUAAUUAGGAAGUGUUUACAACUUUGUUGUGCAACUUCAGCCACAAAGAUUAUGCAAACUGUUUAAAUGAAGGUGAUAUACAGGCAUUGACUUUCAAGUAACCAUUUAUUUGGGGAAAACUGGGGUACCAGAAGCCCUUACACAAAGAGAAUGUAUUAUUUAAUAUAUUGCAUUUUAUUUUUCAGUAUAUUUCCACAUAUGUUUGUUUUGUUAUAUUGUUGUUGUUUAUUUUGUUUCAGAAUGGAAGACCUUCUUUGUUUUCUAAGGGAGAGGAAUAUCCCAGAGUCUACUAUACAGAGAAUGCAGGAGGACAAGAUUGAUCCAAGCGUCCUUCUGCUAAUGAAUGAUGACCAGAUGAAAAGCUAUUUGCCUUCCUAUGGAGACAGGCUGGCAGUGAUGGGAUAUUGUAGGAGGCAAGAAAGUGAACCCACUACUAGGAAGUCCAAGCUGUUCGAUCGCCUAAAAUCAAAAUUAAACAAAAGACAAAAAACAAAUAAUUCCGAAACAGAUCAGCAAACAACAAGAAAGAAGAAUGUUCCACCAACAAGAAAAGUGGAGAUUGGGUGGAUGCUCCACGACGGGGAAGGCUUUGUUCAAAUGAGAACCAAAAAAGGAGGUGGAACAAGGAAGUUGACUGUGCCAAGAGACUGGAAAAAACGAGAACUGACUGAGGAGGCAAUUCGUUUAUUUUUCCCAAAUGGAAAAAAUUCUCAAGGCAGCAUUUCUGAAUUUGAAGUGGAUCUAAUGAAUUAUCAGGAAAUGUCAUUAGAUGACAACAGUACAGUAGGGGAAAUGUAUGAUGCAUCAAAACUCACAAUGAUGAGGUUCUACCUCACAACAAAAAAAAUGAAGAGGGAAGCUGUUGUGGAAAUAUCAGAUUCAGACACAGUGGAGGAUGUAAAUGAUCAGGACCAGAGUCUCCCCUCUUCUUCUACUCUAAUAUUUCAGUCUUCAGAUGCCGUGGAUGUUAUUUUUGUGGAAAGUACUGGUUUAAACAGUUAUGAUGUGCCCCGCCUACAUUCCGGAGAGGAUCUAAAUGUUGCAUAUGAUGAUCUCAACGUUUCUUUACACAGUUCCACAACAGCUUUGCUAGAUGCAAGUGAUGAAGUGACAAUAUUAACUGGAGAAAUCACUGAGAUAGAUCAACAAAAUUUAGAAGACACUUUGCCUCUGAGCCCAGAAGCAUCAAUCCCACACAAAAGAAUUCUUGUGAUUCGACGGGGACAGAUAUUUUCUGAACUUAUUUCACACUUCUUUGAUGAAAGCCUUCCACACACACAGAGUGAAAUUGAAAUCAGGCUGCUUCUCCCAAAUGGGCAGUAUGAGAUGGGUCAUGACAUUGGUGGAGUUUUCAGAGAUUGCCUAUCAGAAUUCUGGCAUGAAUUUUAUGAACAGUGCACACUAGGCAACAGCUUUAAAGUACCUUUUCUUCGGCAUGAUUUUGGCCAGGAAAAGUGGGAGAGCAUUGGCCGAAUCAUAUACUUUGGCUGGAAGAAGGAAAAGUAUCUCCCAAUAAAACUUGCACCAGUAAUUAUGGAGCAAGCAAUACAGGGAUCUGUAAGAAGCGAUCUGAUUGUCAACUUUUUAAAGUACGUCUCAGAAAAUGAAUGUGCUGUUUUAGAAACCUGCAGAACAGACUUCUACAGUGUAGACCAGGAGGAAUUACUGGACGUCUUGGACAGCUACAGUUGCCGGACAGUUCCCACGGCAGAAAACAUUGAGCAAGUUUUGCAAGAACUGGCACACAAGAAACUAAUUCAAGAGCCUGCCUAUGUUCUCGAACAAUGGGCAAGCAUACUUAAGCCUUUGAGCAAGGAAUUUGAUGAAAUUGAAGCUGCAUAUGGGGAACUACAGCCAACUGUGAAGAAAAUUGUGAGAUCCCUGAAAUUCCCUGAAACAAUGAAUGCAUACCAAAAAGAAAUUUCAAAGCAUUUGACAAGAUACCUGCGGGAGUGUGACACAAAGAAACAGUCUUUGUUCCUGAGAUUCUGUACAGGCUCCGAUCUCUUUAUCGGCAAAACUAUAACUAUUGACUUCACAGACCUUAAAGGCUUUGAGAGAAGACCUGUGGCACAUACAUGUGGCUGUUUUUUGAUGCUUUCAGUGCACUAUGACAGCUAUCCUGAUUUUAGGUCAGAAAUGAACAAAAUUCUUGAGAGCAAUGUCUGGGUCAUGGACAUUAUUUAGAGGUUAAAUAACUGAAUAUCAUAAGGCCUGCAAAAACACUAUUUGCUUGUGUUCAUUGUUCUGUCAGUCAAUUUGUCAGUCAGGCUUUAAAUUGUAUUAACGUGUUCUAAAAUCAAGUGUUCUUUAUAUGGAUACAGUACAGUUUUGGGUUGCAUUGCUAGUGAACUUCGAUACUGUACUAACAAGUGAAUUGUUUACGGUGGUUUGUUUAAUUACCAUUU